AUAAGUCUAGUCAUCGAGAUCCUGAUCAGGAGAAAAGGGUUGAGAAUAGCUUGGCAAUAUAAGAAGUAUAUUUGGGAAAAUCAGCAGAGUUUUGAUAGUCAAGGUGGCAAGUUUGUCCUUAUUUUAUUUAGUAUGAGAUGUGCCUCAUUCGCUCAUAACUGGUUUAGAUUUCAAGAGUGGUUUGUUAUGUUGUCGUUGUCCAAAUAGAAAACAUGAGUUCUGCAAUGAAUUUGACUUUCGGAAGCCCUUGGAGAGGCAAUUUCUAAGCGGGAUGCGUAUUGAUUGCGUUAGCAUUCAAGAGUCUCCAAAUCUUGUUGCCCUUCAUGAGCACAUUUUUAUCUCAAUUUCCAAGGGCUCUGAACGACUUCUCAUUUCCUUGCUGUCGGUCAAAGUAAUUCCAGACAAGGACAAGGAAUUGGAAAAGCUCCUUACUGGUAACAUGGUUGGCCUUCUCAAUGUGCACAAAGUUGCACGUAUUAAUACACAGGUUCCUGUGAUUCUUGAGUCAACAACCUUCUCAAUAAAUUUGAAAAAGCGGAGGUUUAUGGUUUUAGAAUGUCUAAACCAAGUCCCUAUCGAUGGUUCAAGUGGAAGUUCAUAUGGCACUUCUAGUAGUUGUUCUGUGUCCUCUAAAACUGGGACGCUUGAUUUUUAGUUCUCAACUUAUGACAUUCAUUUUAGAAAUGUAAUUGAUAAGAAAUUAGAUUGUUAAAGUCAAAUCUAGGAAUCAUCCAU
This is a messenger RNA of Prunus avium (sweet cherry), 735 nucleotides long. Lineage: Eukaryota; Viridiplantae; Streptophyta; Magnoliopsida; Rosales; Rosaceae. The record is from RefSeq and is a predicted model, not a curated record.